AUGGCUGUGAAUCCAAGUGACAGGGAAAGGGCAGACGGAGCCGAGUUUGCUUUACAUAAGGCUAUAGAGAUGGCUGUGAAUCCAAGCGACAGGGAAAGGGCAGACGGAGCCGAGUUUGCUUUACAUAAGGCUAUAGAGAUGGCUGUGAAUCCAAGCGACAGGAAAAGGGCAGACGGAGCCGAGUUUGCUUUACAUAAGGCUAUAGAGAUGGCUGUGAAUCCAAGCGACAGGGAAAGGGCAGACGGAGCCGAGUUUGCUUUACAUAAGGCUAUAGAGAUGGCUGUGAAUCCAAGCGACAGGGAAAGGGCAGACGGAGCCGAGUUUGCUUUACAUAAGGCUAUAGAAAUGGCUGUGAAUCCAAGCGACAGGGAAAGGGCAGACGGAGCCGAGUUUGCUUUACAUAAGGCUAUAGAGAUGGCUGUGAAUCCAAGCGACAGGGAAAGGGCAGACCGAGCCGAGUUUGCUUUACAUAAGGCUAUAGAGAUGGCUGUGAAUCCAAGCGACAGGGAAAGGGCAGACGGAGCCGAGUUUGCUUUACAUAAGGCUAUAGAAAUGGCUGUGAAUCCAAGCGACAGGGAAAGGGCAGACGGAGCCGAGUUUGCUUUACAUAAGGCUAUAGAAAUGGCUGUGAAUCCAAGUGACAGGGAAAGGGCAGACGGAGCCGAGUUUGCUUUACAUAAGGCUAUAGAGAUGGCUGUGAAUCCAAGCGACAGGGAAAGGGCAGACGGAGCCGAGUUUGCUUUACAUAAGGCUAUAGAGAUGGCUGUGAAUCCAAGCGACAGGGAAAGGGCAGACGGAGCCGAGUUUGCUUUACAUAAGGCUAUAGAGAUGGCUGUGAAUCCAAGCGACAGGGAAAGGGCAGACGGAGCCGAGUUUGCUUUACAUAAGGCUAUAGAGAUGGCUGUGAAUCCAAGCGACAGGGAAAGGGCAGACCGAGCCGAGUUUGCUUUACAUAAGGCUAUAGAGAUGGCUGUGAAUCCAAGCGACAGGGAAAUGGCAGACGGAGCCGAGUUUGCUUUACAUAAGGCUAUAGAAAUGGCUGUGAAUCCAAGCGACAGGGAAAGGGCAGACGGAGCCGAGUUUGCUUUACAUAAGGCUAUAGAGAUGGCUGUGAAUCCAAGCGACAGGGAAAGGGCAGACGGAGCCGAGUUUGCUUUACAUAAGGCUAUAGAAAUGGCUGUGAAUCCAAGCGACAGGGAAGGGCAGACGGAGCCGAGUUUGCUUUACAUAAGGCUAUAG
Schistocerca gregaria is the source of this 1239-nucleotide messenger RNA. RefSeq lists its product as uncharacterized. Bases 1 to 1239 code for a protein of 412 amino acids. The record is from RefSeq and is a predicted model, not a curated record. Gene Ontology annotation, cellular component: 3M complex. Gene Ontology annotation, biological process: microtubule cytoskeleton organization; regulation of mitotic nuclear division. The transcript has a single exon. Lineage: Eukaryota; Metazoa; Arthropoda; Insecta; Orthoptera; Acrididae.